AUGUCAGUUUUAUAUGAUUUCACCGGAAAGGUAGCUCUGAUAACUGGUUCGAGUUCGGGUAUCGGUGCCGGCAUUGCUAUACUGUUUGCCAAAUCGGGUGCCAAUGUUGUAGUUACCGGUCGUAAUGCCGAUGGUGUGGCUAAUGUGGCCAAACAGUGUACAGAUGUGUCACCGAAACAGUUGACUGCACUGGAAGUUGUCGGCGAUCUGACUAACGAUGAGGACUGCAAUCGUCUAAUUGAUACGACUGUCCAAACGUUUGGCAAAAUUGAUAUAUUGGUCAACAAUGCCGGCAUUAUUGAGAUGACCGCUAUUACUGAAAGCAAUUAUAUGGAAAUAUUUUCAUUAACAAUGAAAACAAACUUGUAUUCAGUGGUAUAUCUAACACACAAAUGUGUGCCAUAUUUGGCCAAAACUCGGGGCAAUAUUAUCAAUAUAUCGGGUAUUGGAUCUAAACGAACGUUUGCAAACAUAUCACCGGAUUGUAUAUCUAAAGCCGCGGUCAAUAUGUUUACCCAAUGUAUGGCCGCAGAGUUGGGACCCAAACAUCAUAUCAGAGUCAAUGCAAUACUACCGGGUGCUAUAAUGCCUGACCCGACUGUACGGCUUAGGCCAAUACCCGAUCAGGAACGACACGUUUUUGAAGCCUUCGACGCCAAAUAUCCGGUCGGUAGAGUUGGCCGGGGUCUGGACAUUGCCAAUUGUGUUGCCUAUUUGGCCAGUGAUACGGCGGCCGGGUUUCUGACCGGCAGUCUUGCUGUGGCCGACGGCGGACAUCUGGCGGCUAAUGUUUCGAUAGAUUAA
This is a messenger RNA of Oppia nitens, 804 nucleotides long. RefSeq lists its product as uncharacterized. The coding region runs from base 1 to 804 and encodes 267 amino acids. Lineage: Eukaryota; Metazoa; Arthropoda; Arachnida; Sarcoptiformes; Oppiidae. The transcript has 3 exons. The record is from RefSeq and is a predicted model, not a curated record.